CAAGAGAUUUGUCCACCGUCCAGAGCUGCUGCAACUAUUUAACAGACUCUCCAAAGACCAGAGAGCCCUCUCCUCAGAGAAACUUCUUGAGUUCCUCCAAAACGACCUGUGCGAACCGGAUACAAAUGAAGAUGCAGUAAGACAACUUAUCGGGAAACAUGAGCUGAUGCUAGAAGCCCGCAGAGAGAACUACAUGACCUUAGAAGGGUUUGUCAGGUUCAUGAAUUCUGAGGACAACCACAUCCUGCGGAGGAAGCACCGCCAAGUCUACCAGGACAUGAACCAGCCGCUGACCAAUUAUUAUAUAUCCACGUCCCACAACACCUAUCUGCUCUCUGACCAGCUUGUGGGCCAGAGUCACCCGUUUGCCUAUAGCAGUGCUCUCAUGAGGGGAUGUCGGUGCCUGGAAAUUGACUGCUGGGAUGGAGACGAGGACGAGCCUGUCGUUUUUCAUGGAUUUACUUUGACCAGCAAACUCCUAUUUAAAACUGUCAUCUCUGUCAUCAACCAAUACGCGUUCCAGGCUUCCCCAUAUCCACUUAUCUUGUCACUGGAAAAUCAUUGCUCCCCUAAGCAACAGGAAGUGAUGGCGAGACAUUUAUUAAGCAUUCUGGGCGAUAAGCUUCUCACCAUGACAGUUGCCAAUUCCUUCUCCAGAUUCCUGCCGUCCCCUGAGGCCCUGAAAGGUAAAAUCCUAAUAAAACACAAGAAGAUUGGGCUCCUCCAGGACACUAUUCUACGCCCUGUUCCCAGUGCUCAUGGCCAGAUUGGAGAAUUAGUUGAGCAUGAUGAUAGGUCUCAAAAACAGCAACUAAGGAAGAUCGGUGUAUCCAUAAAUCUCCUGAGAAGAAGUGCAGAGUCCAAAACCAAACAGGUACAGAACACGGCAAUGGCCAUGAUGCUUUCAGAUCUUGUAAUUUAUACCAAAUCCAAGAAGUUUAUCAGUUUUCAACAUUCAAAGGAAAAUCAGAAGGUUUAUGAAAACAAUUCUCUGUCGGAAAAGAAGGCACAAAACCUGGCACAAAAUUCAGCCCAGGAAUUCAUCCAGCACACCAGGAGGUUCAUUACUCGGAUUUACCCUAAAGGGUCCAGAACUGACUCCUCCAACUUCUACCCGCAGGAAUUCUGGAAUGUCGGCUGUCAGAUGACCGCUUUAAACUUUCAGACGCCGGGGAUUCCAAUGGAUCUGCAGGGUGGAAAGUUUCUAGAUAAUGGGAGAUGUGGAUACAUAUUAAAGCCUGAAUUUCUGCUUAAUGAAGACUGCGCCUUUGUUCCUCACGGACGCAAACACAGGACACGUCAGAUGUUUUUCACUAUUAAGGUGAUCAGCGGCUUCCUCCUGCCACAUGGAAGUAUCUCUAAAACCAACAAGACCAGCCUGAUAGUAAAGGUAGAAAUCUAUGGGGUUCCAGUCGAUGAGGGGCGGAAACAGACACAAGUGGUCAAAAACAACGCAUUUAACCCCCAGUGGAACCAGUCACUGACCUUUUCCAUCCAGGUCCCGGAGCUGGCGCUGGUACGGUUCUCUUUAGAAGAUCAUCUGUUAAUGGUAUCAAACGAGUUCCUGGGACAGUAUACUUUGCCGCUGAUCAGCAUGAGCAAAGGAUAUCGUCACAUCCCCUUGCUGAACAAGCAUGGUCAAAGCAUGGCGCCCGCAUCUUUAUUUGUUCAUAUCUGGUAUCAGUAAUCGUCCCCGGCUAUGACGCCACCCGUCUGUGCACUAAUAAAAACUAGCGGCAGCUCUAAAAUGUAGAUGUGUUAAAUUAAUCCUUCCAUCACCACAUAGGGUAUCUGGUCAGCAACCGGCAGAAUUGUGAGUGCAGCUCUGGUGUCAGAAAACACAGAAAAACAUCAAACAACAUUUUUCUUUAUUCAUAAUUAAAUAGCGAAAUGUUAAAACCAGAAUUCAUAACUGUAUGUAAUAAACCUGAGAUCCUUCAUAUAUAAAAGCAGCAAACAACAAAUCGAAAGAACCCACAAAAAGUGUCCUUUUAUGUGACAUAAUCCACAGAGAGACAAACAUUAUGUGGUGUCAUC
This is a messenger RNA of Bufo bufo (common toad), 2037 nucleotides long. RefSeq names its product phospholipase C zeta 1 (gene PLCZ1). NCBI's taxonomy places the organism in Eukaryota, Metazoa, Chordata, Amphibia, Anura, Bufonidae. The coding region runs from base 167 to 1687 and encodes 506 amino acids. The transcript is spliced from 11 exons. Gene Ontology annotation, molecular function: phosphatidylinositol-4,5-bisphosphate phospholipase C activity. Gene Ontology annotation, cellular component: nucleus. Gene Ontology annotation, biological process: intracellular signal transduction; lipid metabolic process; positive regulation of cytosolic calcium ion concentration involved in egg activation. The record is from RefSeq and is a predicted model, not a curated record.